Syngnathoides biaculeatus (alligator pipefish) is the source of this 1950-nucleotide messenger RNA. It is a transcript of the gene gcat, whose product is annotated as glycine C-acetyltransferase. Gene Ontology annotation, molecular function: pyridoxal phosphate binding; glycine C-acetyltransferase activity. NCBI's taxonomy places the organism in Eukaryota, Metazoa, Chordata, Actinopteri, Syngnathiformes, Syngnathidae. The record is from RefSeq and is a predicted model, not a curated record. The transcript has 9 exons. The coding region runs from base 77 to 1360 and encodes 427 amino acids. Gene Ontology annotation, biological process: L-threonine catabolic process; biosynthetic process.
UGGUCCAAAAUGCCACGCCCAUGUACACGUUCCAGUCGCCCAUUUCCGGUUGCUUGAAACCAGACAAUUCACUGUCAUGUCUCUCUGCAAAGUUUCCUGGACUUUGUUGAACCCUCUCCGGGGGGUUCUGCGGCCCUCGGCGUCGGCUGGAAGUCGGACCUACGCGGCUGUAGCAGAAGCCAGGGCGGUGUUAAACGGCGAGCUCGAGUCUAUUCGAGCAGCGGGGACUUGGAAAGCCGAGAGGAUCAUCACGUCCAAGCAGGGGCCGCACAUCAACGUGGACGGAAGCCGCGGCAGCAUUUUGAACUUCUGUGCCAACAACUACCUCGGACUAUCCAGCCACCCGGAGGUGGUGCAAGCAGGGAUUGACGCGCUGAAAACGUACGGCGCAGGGUUGAGCUCGGUCAGAUUUAUCUGCGGCACUCAGGAUUUGCACAAAAACCUGGAGCAGAAGUUGGCAGAGUUUCACGAGAGGGAAGACUGCAUCCUUUAUGCCAGUUGUUUUGACGCCAAUGCAGGACUGUUUGAGGUUAUCCUGGGACCAGACGAUGCAGUGUUGUCGGAUGAGCUUAACCACGCCUCCAUUAUUGAUGGUAUCCGUCUGUGUCGGGCGAAGAGGCUGCGCUACAAACACAUGGACCUCGAGGAUUUGGAGAACAAGCUCAAGGAGUCUCAGUCAAGUCGUAUGCGGCUGGUGGUGACCGACGGCGUCUUCUCGAUGGAUGGCGACGUGGCUCCAUUAACAGGAAUCUGCGAUCUGGCUGAGCAGUAUGGAGCCAUGGUGUUCAUCGAUGAAUGCCACGCCACCGGUUUCCUUGGGCCCCGGGGCAGAGGAACCGAUGAGCUGCUGGGAGUGAUGGACCGAGUUCAUAUUGUAAACUCCACUCUGGGAAAAGCACUGGGAGGUGCAGCUGGUGGCUACACAGUGGGGCCAAAGCCCCUCAUUGACUUGCUGAGGCAGCGCUCUCGGCCGUACCUCUUCUCCAACUCCCUCCCCCCUCCUGUGGUGGGCUGCGCCACCCGGGCUGUUGAGCUGCUGCUCGCCUCCAACGAGAUUGCCCAGAGCAUGUCGGCCAAAACCAUGAGGUUCCGGAACAAGAUGACGCAGGCCGGCUUCACCAUCUCGGGCUCCGCUCACCCGAUCUGUCCCGUAAUGCUGGGUGAUGCACGACUCGCUUCUCUAAUGGCAGACGAUAUGUUGAAGCUAGGAGUGUACGUGAUUGGAUUUUCCUUCCCCGUCGUACCAAAAGGAAAAGCCAGAAUCCGUGUUCAGAUUUCAGCGGCGCACACGGACGAAGACAUCGACCACUGCGUUGACGCUUUUACUCAGACGGGCAGAAAGCACGGAGUCGUUUCCUGAAGGCAAAACCAAAAAAAAAAAAAAACCGACGAUGAAAAACAAAAAACCAACAAAGCGCUUCUACAGUUACUGUGGCCUGUUACUGAUGACUUAUGGAUGAAUGGUGAUAGUUUUCAACUGGAAACGUUUGUGUUGACUUUAUUUAAAUGAGGUACUUCUACGGCAACUUGUUGGUGAGGAUGGUGAAACAACAAUUAACGUGUUCGGAUGCCUUGCGAAAAAGGGGAAAAAAGUGAAAAAAGGUUUCCAACUUGUCCUUGAAUCUUUUGAAUUUUCUUGACUCAAAUAUUUUAGAAAUGGAAAACUGGAUACGGUGUUGAAAGCAGCCAAGAUGAGUUAAUUGAAGAGCAUAUACAGAAGCAAAAGAAACAUACAAUUCACAUAAUUUGUAGUUAUUUUGUGUCUUUUACGUGAAUGUUUGAAAAAUGAAUUGCUGAUGGGAGUCAACAAAUGGUUGGAUGUCGUUAAAGGACGUGCGACCUUUACUCGUUUGAUUAUCAUCUUAAAAGUGCCAGAGAAUGUAAUGUGCAUUGAUGGAAUUUUAUACAUCACUGUGCAUGGAUAUAAAAUUUUAAUUUUGCUCAUUCAUA